AUGCUGUCUCACAACGUUUGUGUUGUUUUUCUGGGAUUAUCGCUUUGUUUGCGAUUUUUGCCAGUAGUUGAAGGAUUCCCGUCUUGUUUUCCCAACCCCUGCAAAAAUGGCCGGCCUUGCAGAACAAGCUCAGACGGGAAUAGUUAUUGCGAAUGCGGAGACAGUUAUAUGGGCGAGUACUGUCAGGAUGACAACCCUUGUAGAAACGAUUUUUGCAUGAACGAAGCCAAAUGUGAGGUUCGAGUGCACGACAACGGGGAAGCCAAGGCGGUCUGCCACUGUCCUGUUGGUUUCAAAGGAAUUAUCUGUGAUAUCGUGGACGAGAGCAGCGCCUGUUAUCGGAACCCAUGUCUCAACGGUGGGAAGUGUCUCAUUGGGAAGACAUUGAACGACUUCUCCUGUCGCUGUCUCGUUGGAUACAGGGGCCUGGUCUGCGACCAAGAGGACCACUGCGCCUCUAUGCCAUGUAGGAACGGUGGCAGUUGUACCGCCACUGCUAGCGGCUUCGAGUGCGCAUGUCUGGCGGGCUACAGAGGCGUCACCUGCAUGGAGGACGUGGAUGAGUGCGGGGAAUACAAUGGUACUUGUUUGAAUGGGGGCACCUGCAAGAACAGAUACGGCAGCUACCAGUGCUUAUGUACCCAGGAGUUUACCGGGGCCCACUGUGGGGACGUCUACGUGCCCUGUCAGCCAUCACUGUGCCAGAAUGGAGGCACUUGCAGCAGGACUGGACCAUACAGCUAUCAGUGUACCUGUCUGUCAGGAUUCAGGGGCAGAAACUGCGAGGUAAACAUCGACGAUUGCGUCAACAACAGAUGCCAUAACGGAUCCACGUGUCUGGACAAAGUGAACGAUUAUGUCUGUCUGUGCCCGCAGUCCUACACAGGUAAAUAUUGCCACGAAGACAUCGAUGAGUGCUCCCGGACCCCCAACCUUUGCCUCAAUGGAGGAACUUGCAUCAACAACGUGGGCUCCUACAUCUGCGUCUGUGUCAACGGCUGGGCGGGGAAACACUGUGCCCUGAACGAAGAUGACUGCCAGAACAUGCCAUGCUACAAUGGAGGCACCUGCCAUGACAGAGUUGGCUACUUUGAGUGCGAGUGUCCCGUUGGGAAAACAGGACUGAGGUGCCACCUGAACGAUGCUUGUCAGAGCAACCCCUGUUUUGCCGGAGCUAGCUGCGAGACAUCACCCAUUGACGGGGAACCGGUGUGUAUGUGCAAGAAGGGCUGGAGAGGGCAGGAUUGUUCUCUGGAUAUUGACGAGUGUGUGGAAACCGAGGACAGCCCUUGCGAGCACGGAGGGACCUGUAUCAACACCAACGGUUCCUUUCACUGUCAGUGUCCUGGAGGAUUUGCCGGCAGCUUCUGUGAGAGGAACAUCAACGAGUGCAACAGUAACCCUUGUCUCAACGAUGGGACUUGCCUGGAUGAGACAGGGAAGUAUAGUUGUCUCUGUAUGCCAG
Molecule: messenger RNA, 1465 nt
Organism: Candidula unifasciata
Lineage: Eukaryota; Metazoa; Mollusca; Gastropoda; Stylommatophora; Geomitridae
Source: the annotation of a GenBank genome assembly